CUCGCUGAACCGUGCCGCCCCCCACCCCCUUGGGCGUUGAGGCAAUGUAUCGCCGUCCGCCGAGCAAGGGUCUCUCUCUCGCUCCCAAUGCGUCCCCCCUCGCCAUACCGCGUCGCUCAUUAGGCGUUGAGGCAACGUAUAGCCGUCCGCCGAGCGACGAUGUGCUGCGACCUUCGCCCCUCUCCCCGUAUGCGGUUUCCCUCUCAUACCGACGUCGCCCCCCACCCCCUUGGGCGUUGAGGCAACGUAUCGCCGUCCGGCGAGCGAGGCUAAGCGCUCCCUUGUCGAGGAGCGACCGCCUUUUCGGACCUUUUCUCAGUGUCCUCUCUUCCCUCGUGCCGUGCGACGUGCCCGGCGACGCUUGAGGCGUCCUGCGCACCCACGCGCACCCCAUCCAUUCUCGUCUCCAACUUGAACAUGUCGCGCGUGCGCCCUCGGAGCCGACAUCACGUGCGAUGUUCGACUUUUGUGCGCUCGUUUUGGCUGACGAUUGCUAGUGCAUCUCCCUUCCGUAUCGUCGUCGGUUCAGGGCGUUCAUCUUGCG
Molecule: messenger RNA, 544 nt
Organism: Schizophyllum commune H4-8
Lineage: Eukaryota; Fungi; Basidiomycota; Agaricomycetes; Agaricales; Schizophyllaceae
Exons: 3
Coding region: 45-365 (106 amino acids)
Source: RefSeq, a predicted model, not a curated record